AACAGAAGAAAUUGAUCCGAUUAGCACAUCUACGUUUAUAACGUCUUUCGCAGCAUCCAAUGUCACACCUACUACAACUAACACUUCCUUAUCAACAAUAUUGUAUCAAACAGGUGACGACGAUAACGACGUGAUUUAUUCUGAUGAAAAUAAACAUAAUAAUUUUAAUAUUAUCGAAAGCAACGUUGAUAAUGAUUCAAUGGAUUUAGAAUUAUCAAGGUCGCCAUCGUUUGUCGACACACAAUUGUUACAUGACUAUACUUCUCUAACAACAGAUGAAUUUUGUUCAAAAUUAUUAAAUGUUUUUCGUGAUUCUAGUAUCUGUAAAUCACAUUCAGAUCGUAUUUUAUCGUUAAUUCGGUCAGCAUUGCCUAUACAGAACAAUCUUCCUCGUUCAAUGGAAAAAGUACUACAAAAGUUGAAUAUCAAUGAUAUUUUUUUAGAAAACGGUUGA
Messenger RNA from Didymodactylos carnosus, 454 nucleotides. NCBI's taxonomy places the organism in Eukaryota, Metazoa, Rotifera, Eurotatoria, Philodinida, Philodinidae. The record is from the annotation of a GenBank genome assembly.